Messenger RNA from Triplophysa dalaica, 1521 nucleotides. RefSeq names its product endonuclease domain-containing 1 protein-like. The record is from RefSeq and is a predicted model, not a curated record. The transcript has 3 exons. Gene Ontology annotation, molecular function: hydrolase activity; nucleic acid binding; metal ion binding. The coding region runs from base 520 to 1521 and encodes 333 amino acids. Lineage: Eukaryota; Metazoa; Chordata; Actinopteri; Cypriniformes; Nemacheilidae.
CAUGAUGUCCUUUUUGUCACAUGCAUAUGUAUAUAAAUACAGUUUGUAUAUCCUUUUUAUCAAAGCAACAAAAGACGAGAACACAGAAUGCUGGACACAAGAAUGCAAAAGUGCACUUGGUUUUUUUUAAAGUCUCUUUCACGUAGUGCUGACCUCCAACUUUAACACUCUCCAACCACAAAUAUGAGUAAACACUGACCUCAUGAUAACAUAAUAUAUGUUUAGAUGGUUAUGCUACACCACUGGCAGGUGUGCCAAGAGAUUAUUUUGCACCCUAAAUGGAAAAUAUACUGUUUUAGUGCAAGCAUUUGCUGCUAGAGAAGUGUUAAAAAAAAGUAACACCUAAGAGUUAUGAUAGUCAGAUGAAAACUUGAUUUCACAAGAAUAGGCGUGUGCGGUGCUUUAGUAGCGUACUCAAGUGCGGGGAGGAACAUCAUUCCAAAAAGAGGCUGUUAGCAUCUCGAGACAUUUGUGUUUCUACACACAUCAGUUAAGUGAUUGAAUUCAACACACGUGAGAAUGCGUCUGUUAGUCGAGAGUGUCGUCUGCGUGCUGCUGCCGCUGAGCUUUCCAGGCAUCGUCUCCAGACUUGAAAAAAGCUUCACUGCGUGUGAUGAUUUAUUUUUUCAGGGGAAGUCUCCAGUUAUUCCUGGUCUUCUAGAGAAUUCCGUCACGUUGGAUAAACGUUACAAAAUAAUCUGUCAGACAUAUAAGGACAAGAUCAGGUUUGCGACACUUUACGACACAGAUAACAAGAUUCCUGUCUUCUCUGCUUACAAAUACACCGGGACAAAUGAGUUCAUGAAACCAGAAAUUCCACGAAUUUGGAUGACUGAGGAUCAGCUUGAACAACAUUCAGAUCCUGAAAUGCAAUACCCGUUUCAGUAUCAGGCUAGGAAUGAAGACUACUGGAUAAAAGACAGAGGUAUUAAAAGUGAAGUUACCCGCGGUACCUUGUUUUCUAUGAAGCACACAGCUGAUCUUGAAACUGCAGAAUCCACAUUUACUCUGACCAACACUGUGCCAGAGGAAGUAGGCUUCAGGGAAAGAAUUGGGACUCUGGAAAAUGAAUUUAAGAAUUUAAUGGACAAUAACUGUCUUGAUAACAAUAAUAAGAUUGCUGCCUACGUGCUGACAGGAGCCACACCUGCCAUUCUGAACGCCUCUUCAGUGCCUCAACGCCUUGGGAAACGGCUUGGACGCCGAAGCGCAUCCUCAAAGUGCCUCGAGCUGGUUCUGUCGAAACUUCCAGAGGUCUACGAGCCGGUCAUGUCCAACCUUCCAGAGGUCUUCAAGCCGGUUCUUUCCGGUCUUCCAGAGGUCUUCAAGCCGGUUCUUUCCGGUCUUCCAGAGGUCUUCAAGCCGGUUCUUUCCGGUCUUCCAGUGGUCUUCGAGCCGAUCCUUUCUGGUCUUCCAGAGGUCUUUGAGGCGGUCCUGUUUGGCCUCCCUGAAUUCUCCGAGCCCGUCCCGUCCGGUUUACCAGACGUCAACAUGUCACCAGGACACACUUUUUUGGAAUGA